UUAGGGUUUAGGAGAGGAAGCCAUGGCGCUGUUCUUGUGUGGCGCUCUGGCGGCAAUGUACGUGGGAGUGCUCUACGCGCCGCCCAUUCUACUCAAGAUCCGGGCAAAGACGCAGCGCCAGCUUCUCCUUCAGCGAUUCGUCUGUGCUACUCUCGCCUCAGUGCUGUCACCGCUUGUGUGUUUCAUCAUUCUUCCGGUGGGAUCGUCCAGCAAGCUCAAUUUGAUGGGAAUUCGAUCGGAUUACUUGAUGCAAGCCACGCUAUAUCCUUUGCUGCUCACUGCCUUGCUGUAUCUCGGUCCUUUGUUCGUGGAGCUUUUGGAACUUAUCGAUGGAGAACAAGGCGCCGCUAAUGAUCACGGUUUCAUGGCAAGCUUGAUUUUUCUCGGGCAGGACGUGGUUGCCUGGCGGAACUACGUUGUGGCACCGCUGUCGGAGGAGAUUGUUUUCAGAGCCUGCAUGAUUCCUCUUCUUUUAUGCGGAGGGUACUCGCCUACAGCUGCCAUACUCAUCUCUCCAACAUUUUUCAGCUUAGCACACGUCCAUAGAUUCUGGGAACUCGUUCAUCACGAAAGAUACACCCCCAAAAGAGCCGCCUUUGUCGUAGUUGCUCAACUUGGGUACACAAUCGUGUUUGGCUGCUACGCCGCAUUCCUCUACGUUCGAACAGGCCAUCUCAUUGCUGCCGUAGUUCCUCACAUUUUUUGCAACAUCAUGGGCUUCCCGGAUCUCGUCCGUGCCUGCCAAAACCGAGUCCUGGCCGUGGUACACAUCGUCGGCCUCGUUGCUUUCAUGGCUCUCGCGGCCCCUCUCUCGAGCCCCGCCUUGUACAACAACGAUGUUCUCGAUUGUAAAUGCUGGCAGGGCUUCUGCGGGGCUUCAUCAUCAUCAAAACCAUAACUUUGCCGCUGCCAAAGUUAAGAUGAUCGAUCAUAACGCACACAAGCCAAGUAUUUCUUCAAAGAAGCUUAAGCUAAGAUCCAUCCAAACGAAAACCCACACGUUGUUACUAUGACCAUCAAUCAAUCCAUCAACAAACCCAAGUCAAACGCUUGAUGCUUCCAACACAACACAAGGAAAGGGAAUCCAAUGCUCCAAUUCCACUGCUCCAUUCAAGGCUCUUUGUCUUUCGUGGUCACACCAACAUUUAAGUGAGACGAGUGGAGUUUUCUGUCCA
Molecule: messenger RNA, 1175 nt
Organism: Selaginella moellendorffii
Lineage: Eukaryota; Viridiplantae; Streptophyta; Lycopodiopsida; Selaginellales; Selaginellaceae
Product: CAAX prenyl protease 2
Exons: 7
Coding region: 23-898 (291 amino acids)
Biological process (GO): CAAX-box protein processing
Cellular component (GO): endoplasmic reticulum membrane
Molecular function (GO): metalloendopeptidase activity
Source: RefSeq, a predicted model, not a curated record